AUGACCACUCUCAACUUUCAAAUCGCACAAGAGGUAGAAGCUACCGCUCCUCCCCCUAUACCUCUUGCAGCAGCAUGGGGUCAAACAUACCUCUCUUCUCAUCCUUCUGAACAAAACAUUUCACCUGGACCAUUACUAAACCUCUCUCAAGGUGUUCCUGGUGAUCCACCUCAUCCUUCUCUUCUUUCCCGACUUUCUGAAACUUCUUCAGAUCCUCAAGCAGCUCGAUAUGGUGAUAUACUCGGUGAACGUGUACUCCGUGAAGCUGUAGCUAUCGAAACCAAUCAUCGUUAUUCUCUUCCAUCCUCUUCCUCGGGGGGGAUAACAUGGGAAGAUGUCGGUAUAACAGUAGGAUGUAAUAUGGCUUUCAUAGUCCUUCUUCAUACACUUUGUACACCUUUCAAAUCAUCAAUCUUACUACCAUUACCAUCAUAUUUCAAUCAUACAAUGUCAUUAUCACUUCAUUCCGUUAAACCUAUUUUCAUUCCAUCUUUACCUGAAAAUGAAUUUCGACCUUCUCUAAAAGAAGCUAGAAAAUCGUUGGAAAAACAAUCUGAAAUCGAACCCAUAAAAGCUAUAGUACUCGUCAGUCCUAAUAAUCCUACGGGGGCUACGUACAGUCCGGAAGAAUUGAAAGAUUGGUAUGAUUUAGCUAAAGAAUGGAAAGUGGCUUUGAUCAUAGAUGAGACUUAUAAGGAUUUUGUGGAUGGUGUACCUCAUAAUUUGUUUGAGUUGGAAGAUUGGAGAGAGACUUUGGUCAGUUUAGGUAGUUUCAGUAAGGGAUACAGAAUCCCAGGGCAUAGAUUGGGUACUAUCAUCGCAAAUCCUUACCUACUAAAACGUAUCGCCACAAUAUGCGAUUGUAUGCAAAUAUGUCCACCACGUCCUCCUCAACUAGCUUUAGCUCCUCUUCUUCCAUCACUGAGAAAAGAUAUUUCCAACUCCCGAAUAUCUCUGAAAAACCGGAUGGAUCUAUUCGUCCCUACCGUCCAAGCUGUAAAAGGAUGGAAGGUCAUGUCCCAUGGUGGAUUCUUUGCAUAUGUCGAAUUCCCAUCUUAUCUCCCGCGAAGAGAUACACAGGGUAAAAUAGGUAGUGAGAUUGUAUCCCGGUUAUUGGCUGAAGAAUGUGGAGUUGUUACUCUUCCUGGAAGUUUUUUCAUGCCUUCUUUGGAUGAACGGUGGGAAGAAGGGGCCGAGUUGUUGAAAGGGGAUAAAUGGAUACGAUUCGCUGUGGCUAAUGUCGGUGACGAGGUGAUAAGACAAUUAGGACCUAGGUUAGAGAUGAUGAAUCGUCUCAUGGGAUAUUGA
Molecule: messenger RNA, 1308 nt
Organism: Tremella mesenterica DSM 1558
Lineage: Eukaryota; Fungi; Basidiomycota; Tremellomycetes; Tremellales; Tremellaceae
Exons: 6
Coding region: 1-1308 (435 amino acids)
Biological process (GO): biosynthetic process
Molecular function (GO): pyridoxal phosphate binding
Source: RefSeq, a predicted model, not a curated record